Melospiza georgiana is the source of this 4372-nucleotide messenger RNA. It is a transcript of the gene REEP2, whose product is annotated as receptor accessory protein 2. Gene Ontology annotation, biological process: endoplasmic reticulum tubular network organization. Bases 357 to 1025 code for a protein of 222 amino acids. The transcript has 8 exons. Gene Ontology annotation, molecular function: taste receptor binding; microtubule binding. Gene Ontology annotation, cellular component: endoplasmic reticulum membrane; cytoplasmic microtubule; endoplasmic reticulum tubular network. Lineage: Eukaryota; Metazoa; Chordata; Aves; Passeriformes; Passerellidae. The record is from RefSeq and is a predicted model, not a curated record.
UACACAUUUAUACCCAUUUCCCACCCCACACUAAGAAUAAUAUUCCAACACAUACACUGUUCAGCCUCGUUUGUGUAGUUAGCAAAGGAAUCCUUGACCUCUCAGUUUACGAGAAAGAGUAUCUGGCAACACUGAAAUUACCUGGAAACUACAAGUAACAGCCUUUAUUCUUCUGGUUUGAUAACGUAAACGUCAGUACUGGCUAGCUGAGUUUUGUUUUGCAUCCGGUUUUGGGCGAAACUCGGAGCCGUGGAACUCUGAAACGCUCUUACACGCUGAUCUUCGGCACCCUUUACCCCGCGUACUCCUCCUACAAGGCCGUGAAGACGAAAAACGUAAAGGAAUAUGUGAAGUGGAUGAUGUAUUGGAUUGUAUUUGCCUUUUUCACCACUGCAGAAACACUCACAGACAUUGUUCUUUCUUGGUUUCCCUUUUAUUUCGAGCUGAAAAUCGCAUUUGUGAUUUGGCUGCUCUCCCCUUACACAAAGGGCUCCAGUGUCCUCUACAGGAAGUUUGUGCACCCAACGCUCUCCAAUAAGGAGAAGGAAAUUGAUGAAUACAUUACUCAGGCUUGUGACAAGAGCUACGAAACCAUGAUGCGAGUUGGCAAGAGAGGGUUAAACCUUGCUGCCAAUGCAGCGGUUACUGCAGCUGCAAAGGGCCAGGGAGUUUUGUCUGAGAAGCUUCGAAGUUUCAGCAUGCAGGAUCUCACUCUGAUCCGAGAUGAAGAUACUGUGCAUAUGCGAAGCCGUGAUCCACAGCUGCACCCCUCUGGUGCAAGUCUUCUGGAAACUAUUGAAGACUCAGCUUCGUGUUACUCCUCAGGAGAGGAGAGCAGUGUGGCACAUCGGUCUAAUGGAACCCCGUCAGAUGCUAGAACAGACCCAUCAGAUGAAGAUGCAGGAGACAAACUUCCUAAACGAACCCAGAGUCUCAAAACUCCUAAAAAGCUUCCUGUGAGAAGUGUAAAAGCCCGCCCUAAGAAGAAAGCUGCUGGCUCUCUUGCUUCUGGCGAGUCAUCCUAAGGCAACCUGCUCCCUCCAGCACCUGUCUCUGUCCUGGGAUUUGCCUUUCGCUUUUUAUGGGGAAACUCUCCAAAGGAAGGGAGCUGAGAUUCUUGUACAUAACCGAUACUGCUUUACAGAGCUCAUUCCAAGGCAAGGGGGAGGCUGGGAUUCAGAAAGCAGAGUAGAGGGUACAAAUCCUCAGGAAUUUUCUCCUUUUCAUCUCUCUGUUGGAGGGAAUGCUGAUAUGUCUGUACAUAGCCAGAUGCUUUGGAAUUCCCACUGUAUAACUCUAGUUGAGAAUCUUUGCUGGAAAAACCUACUAGGGUUAAAGGCAUCCAUUGCACAGAAGCUGGAAAAAUACUAGACACUGGAGUUCCAUAGGGUGGGUGGCUCUCAAAAAUGUCUUCUCUUGCUCUGGGUAGUCUCCUGCAGCUGUGUGUUGUUAAGAAGUGCCCAUCAUGAGUCAUAUUCCUUAAGAAUGGAUAUGUCCAUUGCCUUUGAGAAAGUGGUCGAAGUGAUAUUAUACUGAGUGCUUUAGAACAUAAAGGACUGGCUCAUGGGAGGUAUAUGCUAGAUUCCCACUACUCAUACUGGAAGAUGAAGAGAUUGGGUUUAAUUUUAUUUUUUCUGGAAGGUGAUAAUUUUUUCUAGAAGGGCGAUAAUUUGAAAAACUGAUAAAGGAAAUGUGCUAUUACAUGCACAUUAUAUGAUGGAGUAGGUAGGAGUUACUGUUGAGAAGGAAAGUGUGACAUAUCUAAGAUUUUGGCUCUUUUUUAAACUGCUUGAAUUUUAUUUCAGGUUCUAAUGCUCACUUUGACUUCACUGAGAGCAUCAGAAUGAGGCGAGUCUCAUGCAGUUCCAUAGCAAGCAUACUCACUUUGCCAUUUAGUGGUUGAACUCAUGUUGUUGUGUUGCUUGUUACUUCAGACAAAUUCUUUUAUUCUAGCAGAUGUCUGGGGAAAAUCUGUCUCAAAAUAGUCUGCAAACAUACUUGAGAAUAUCAGAAGCCCUCACCUCUCAGCUUUAGGAGAGUCAAUCCUCAGGACAUAAGAACUGAAACAGUUGAUUUAUUAACGGUCGAGUUCCUCUAACUUCAGGAUUUCGUUUAUGGGGGAUAAAAAGCAGGCACUAGGGCACAAUACUGGUAAAUACUGAUUAAUCUGUUCUCUUGCUUUAUCCUGCUGCAGCCCUUGCACAGAUUUUCUGUCUGAUAUGUGCCGUGCUUAUCAGUGUCCUGAGACUCGAGCAAUACUUAAUGCUUGGGACAGAAAACUACAAGGAAUGUAGAAUAUGUAUUGUGGGAAGGAAAUUGUAGUGCUAGAAAGAAAAUUUGCUUAAUGACAAGCCAUACUAGACUCUUGAACGUUUUUCAGGGGCGAACCCCUGUACACAUGCCGGCUGAGCCUAUGAAAAUUUAAGAGUUUGGGUUCUUGUUAUCAAGAUCAAUAAUGAAGGUGCACCAUUUUAGACAUGAAUGUCUGAAUGAAUACUUGAUGGUCUUAAUUUUCACUGAAAUUAGUUAUCAAAGGAACCUGGCUCCUACAUGCUGGUGUUUGCAUCCCAUACUUUUGUUGUCACAUUUCUGAAAUUACAGUGAAUUCUUCACAGAGCCCAGUAUUUUGCUGUUGACAAGGUAUAGAAGCACUUCUGCAGCUAAUGCUCCACAAGUAUUUCUGACCUAGAGAAUAGCCUUUCAAAAGUUUAUAAAGGUGAAGAUUAGGACUGAAUUUUUUUCUUGUUUUCCACUGUCUUGGUGGCAAAUCGUUUGCUGUUGAAUACACCAGUUAUUUCAGGAAGCCAGUUAAGUUGGGUUUACUAUUUUUUGCAGCUUUAAAAAAUUUAAACUUUACGGUCCAUGUUAGAAACUUGCGUCUUGUCAGAAAUAUUUGUCCUAAAUUAUCCACAAGGCCUUAUCCAGAAGCCUGUAGAAAAUGCUUGAUUUGGCUCUGCAUUUCAUAAAAACAAACAAACAAACAAUUAUUUUGUUCUUUUUAAGUUUAUUAGCAAACUUCAUAUUCGUGUUUUACCAGCACAUGCAAAUGCAUGUCCUGAAGCAGGAAUACUUGCUGUUUCCAAAGGAAAUUCCUCUCUUCAGACAACAGAUAAAAUAUUUCAUGGUUAUGUGGAAGAUCCAGUUGUGAGAUAUUGCUGUCCUAGACUUUACUGUACUGAGCGAGAGAGAACCAUUGUUCUCUAUAUACCUAGUAUGUCUGUGACCAUGUUUCUUGAUUUUUUUUUUUCAAAAUUAAAAUUGUGCAUAGCAAAUUAUUUAUGUAAAUCAUUGUGAGGGACUUAAUUUGGAAGCCAAGUCUCCCCUUGCGCUGUUCUUCUUGCCCUUUCCUUGUGCAUGCACUGUGAUAGUCUACGAUUACUAGGUUUCCACAGAGCAACUUUCCAGAAUCCUCUCUAGAAUACAUUUAUUUGUAAUGGCUUUUCUGCUUUGAAGCACGGGAAAAAUUUCUGAAGAUUCAGUCAGUUCUGGUAUUUGGAUUUGUCUUCUUGAGCUGGGGUCUGUGCUAAGUAGCAUUUACUUAGCAUUGAUGCUUGAUGUCGUUAGCUUGUGGGUAAAUACAGGUCAGUUUUACUCUGAGUUUUCUUUAUACAGGGGAAUUGGCUUUUUGGUUGCAAGAGGGAGUCUACAGUAGAGUGAGGGACUAUCUAGUGUGUGAUAUGAAGCUGAUGAUGUCAAGCAGCAGAACUUACCCAGAGCAAGACCAAUGUCUUAGCAUGGAUACUGUUUUCUUCUUGUAGUACAAGUGUGACUGCUAGAUUGCACUUUGCUUGAUCAAAGCCACUGCAGAUCUACCACCACCCACGUGACCUCUUAGUGAGCUUCUAGAUCUAGUUCUGCAUUGGAUGCACUGUCUUGCAUAGAAUUUCUCUUGUUAAUGAGAACGCUGAAUGUGCUGUUUUGAUAAAAUGCUUUUAUCAGCUGCUGUUCGGUGUUUUCAGCAGGAAAUGCUGGAAUGUAGUUUCUCUUCAGUAUCAUCUGUGGGCUUCAUCAUGCAAUUAAGCAAAUGGUUAAAUCUUCACCUAGCAGUAGAACCCUGUUGUGUUCGGUAAAUGUUUAGAGCCUUUUCCUAAUCUGCCUGGCCAUAGAGAGAAGUGCAGUAACAGAAAAUGAUACUUGAAGGUGGAGGCUAAAGAGGGUGGUAUGUGUGUGUCAAACUUCAUGUGCCUAAAGGUUAUCCUAAAAUACCUGUACCAUGACAUACAAAGUUGAAGCCAUGACUGCCUUUUGAAAAGAAAUGUUUUACUUUCAUGCUUUGUUGUAGGAUGAGUCAGUGUUCUGCUGUUGGAAAAGAAAAUACUGAAAUGGGGUUUCCUGUGUAAGAAACUUAAUAAUUUGUUGCAUAAAAGGGAAA